AUGCUUAGCGACCUCCCAAAUGAACUCUUGCUCUGGAUCUUCAAGAGCCUUGACAAAAAUGACAUCGUUAAUUUGAUCGCUUGCUGCCAGAAAACUGCGACCAUUGGCGCGACGGCUCUCUUUAAUUGCCUCCAGCGCGAUGAGAUGCCACCCCUUCAUCGAGCCAUACUCAACAGACGACUAGACAUUGCACGACAGUUGUUGGAUCUUUAUCAGGCAAAUCCCAACUCCGAGUACCGUGGGAUGAGCACGCUUCUGCUCGCCAUUGAGAUGAGCUACCCACAAGCAGUUAAUCUCAUGUUGGAACAUCACCCACGGCUGUCCUAUAUUUGCGACUUUCAAGGUCGAGGGCCGUUGUCAAUCGCUGUCGCAAAGGGCACUUUUGCCAUCGUUGAAACCCUGUUGCAGUACCCAGCGCUGGACGUCAAUGACCGAUGCACCGAUGGCAUGUCCGCUUUGAUGUACGCAGUGGAAUACUCGGAGCACGCCAUUCUAAGCCAUCUUCUGACCGAUCCCCGCGUGAAUGUCAGCAUCGAAGAUCGCCUUGGGCAGAAUGCGCUACAUUCCGCAGUUCGAAAGGAAGACCAUAUCUCAGUGCAGAUCCUGGCCCGAGACCCUCGCUUGGAUGUCAAUUGGUGCGGCACCCACCGAAAUACGGCACUACUUCUCGCGGUCAAGACCCUCAAAGGGAGGUCGCCCCGACGGGUAGUGGAAGCCCUACUACUCAACCCAAGGCUUGACAUCAAGCACCAGGAUUCUAGAGGGCGCACGGCGCUGUGGCACGCGGUGGACCUGCAGAAUGAGGAGCUAGUGCAACUGCUCUUGGACCAGAAUGACCUUCAUUUGAAUGACGCGCAUGAUGGAGGUCUUACCCCUCUUGCGCGAGCAGCGGAGCGUCAAAGCCCUCGCUUGCUACAGAUGCUUCUGAGACAACCCAAAAUAUGUAUCAAUGCCACGUCGAGCUUGGUUUCCCCGCUGUGGGCCGCGUGUCGGGCGGGUUCGCUCGGGGCAGUCCAGAACUUGUUGACCCAGAGGUCCAUUCAGAUCAACGCAAAAGCCCCCUCUGGAACUUCGCCCCUUCACGUAGCUGUCAUCAACCAACACUUAGAAAUUGUGUCUCUUCUUCUCUCACAAGGUGAAAUCGCAUUGAAUGAGGUUGGGCCCUCGGGCCUCACGGCCCUCAUGUUUGCUGCUGCAAGGGGGUACACUGCAUGUGUUGAACGGCUCUUGCGCCACCCACAGAUUGAUCUCCAAGUUCAGGAUCCUUACGGGUACUGCGCUUUCAGCUUGGCGAUACUCAAUAGAUAUGCUCGGGCAGUGGAUCUCUUAAGCAGUGCAUUUGUGCGGCAGAGAGCACAAAAAUUAGGCUGCCCAUCGAGCUAG
Penicillium angulare is the source of this 1383-nucleotide messenger RNA. Its product is annotated as ankyrin repeat domain-containing protein. The transcript has a single exon. Gene Ontology annotation, molecular function: protein binding. Bases 1 to 1383 code for a protein of 460 amino acids. The record is from RefSeq and is a predicted model, not a curated record. Lineage: Eukaryota; Fungi; Ascomycota; Eurotiomycetes; Eurotiales; Aspergillaceae.